AUGUCCAGCAAUCCUCAGUGGAAAAUGUUCCAGCCGCCAGAUUCACACUCUACUCCUUUACAGGAUAUUUUAGAUCUCCAGCAGCCCAAUAUGCAAAACAAGCAAGUUUAUCGAACAGGUACUUACAGCAGUGAGUACCCAAGCUCUCCUAGAGAUAAUUUUAAUAAUAUGAACAAGUCAGGGGGAGGGAAUCGAUAUCCUCUUGGUAAUUAUAACUUAGAUGGAUGCCCAAUGGGUGAUUCUGUCAGUGCCUACUCCUCAAGCUCUACUAACAACUCCACCUCCCAGUAUGAUUCCAUGAACUGCCCAACUAUAAGGGAAACUGGAAUAAUUGAAAAACUACUGCACUCCUAUGGAUUUAUUCAAUGCUGUGAAAGGCAAGCUCGUUUGUUCUUUCACUUUAGCCAGUUCAGUGGUAAUAUUGAACACCUGAAGAUUGGUGAUCCAGUUGAAUUUGUUAUGAGCUAUGAUCGACGCACUGGAAAACCAAUUGCCUCUACUGUUACUAAGAUUGCACCAGAAGUGGUACUAAGUGAAGCUAGAGUAACAGGCACUGUGACUACUGAAGUAAAAGGUGAAGGAUCUGGAGAUAAUACAGGACGUAUUUCUUAUGAGAAUAGAGGUGAAUGCUUUUUCUUGCCUUAUACGAAAGAUGAUGUUGAAGGCAAUGUUACUUUACGUACUGGCGAUGCAGUAAGUUUUCAAAUUGCAACUAAUCAAAGAGGAACAUUAGGUGCUUGCCAUGUUCGUUUUGAAAAUCCUGCACACCCAGUAAAAUAUCAUGGUGUGGUGUGUUCAAUGAAGGAAAAUUUUGGAUUUAUUGAAAGGGCUGAUGUUGUUAAGGAAAUUUUCUUUCAUUAUUCAGAGGCAAAGACCAAAGAAGACUUGGCGUUAGGAGAUGAUGUUGAAUUUAUUAUUCAGACAAGAAAUGGUAAAGAAGUGGCAUGUAAUAUCACUAAAUUACCAAGUGGUUCAGUUGUAUUUGAGGAUGUAAGUCCUGAAAUAAUGAGGGGCCAAGUGUUGAAGCCUCUUGAGCGAGGAAAUAUGGUUCGUGUACCACAGAACGAUCCCCUCCCAGGAAGGAUACGAUACCGUGCUGCUGAUCAUUCGGAAGUUGAGGUGCCUUUUGGAGACAAAGAUCAAGGUGGAGAAUUCACUUUGCGUCAUGGAGAUUGGGUUCAAUUCCAGGUAGCAACAGACAGAAGGGACCAGCUUAAACGUGCUACUAAUAUUACAUUACUUGAGGAAUCUUUCAAUGUUUCUGGUGAACGGCGAGAACAAGGUGUAGUGUGCACUCUGAGGGAAGGCUUUGGUUUCAUCCGCUGUGUUGACAGAGAACAGACCAUGUUUUUCCACUUUGCUGAAGUUCUCCGUCUUGGACAUGAAUUGAGUGUCGGAGAUGAGGUGGAGUUUACUGUUGACCCUGUGACAACCUUCUCUAAUAUGAACAAUCGUCAGUCGGCAAUACGUAUUAAGCAUUUGCCACCUGGCACUGUUCAGUUUGAGACUGUAGUAGAACGCGGUGUGCGUGGUGUUGUCUCUAAGGAAGCACAGCAGUUUUCCUCAUCUUCUAGCCCAUCUAGAAAGCCACCAGCUGAUUACAAUGGCCUGAUUACUGCCCAAAUAAGUGGUGCCAAAAAAUCAAUCCCAUUUACUGCAAAAAAAUGUGAAUCAAAGAUGUUGCCACGUGUGGGGGAUAAAGUGAUGUUUGACCUAUAUCAAGUGAAGCGGACUAAAGAACUCAUAGCAAUGUCAGUACAAGUUCAACACAGCCUGACAAAUGGAAAUUCCAUUAAUGGGAACUCCAACAUCCGUCCCAUUAUGCAGGGUUUCAUAGCUGCACUGAAAGAUGGCUUUGGCUUUAUUGAGACUGCUGAUCACACCAAAGAAGUUUUCUUCCAUUUCAGCAACUUAGAGGGCAGUCCAGAUGGCCUGGAGCUUGGUACAGAAGUCGAGUACUCACUGGGGCGUGUGAACGGUUCAGGAGGAGGUUGCGCUAGCGCGGAAUUUGUACGCGUUUUGCCAAAGGGCACUAUACCCGUGGCUAAACCUCUCGAGCCACCACUCAAUGGCACUGUGACUAGGACCCUCCGAGCACUGAACCCAGACCAGGCUCAAUAUUCUGGUAUGAUUCAAAUAGAAGGCGGAACCACAUAUGAGUUUGGCAUUAUGGGAUUGGCUAGCAAGCGUGAAAUUUUACAAGUGAGCGACCCGGUCACUUUCCAAGUGGAUGUUGAAGGUAGGGCCACUAACAUUGUGCCCAUAAGGAAGAAACGACGCGCCACUGUGGAUGCCAUCAAAGGUGGUUUCGGAUUUCUAUCCAUCGAAGCGGAGGAAAAUCGGCGCCUGUUUUUCCACAUGUCGGAGGUGCGUGGCAACCCAUCCGAAUUGCAGCCCGGCGACACUGUCGAGUUCGUUAUGUUGACCAACCAAAGGAAUGGCAAGUCCUCAGCUUGCAACGUUGUUAAAGUCAGCGGCAAGGCGGCGGGCAAGCGGUGCGAGCGGCCGGAGCGGCUGUUGGCGCGGCUGCGCACCGCUUCGCUAGAGGAGGCUGGUGCGCCGCGCGUCGUUCUGGCGCGAGCGCCGCGCGGGCCCGACGGCAGCCGCGGCUUCCGCCCCAGGCGCCCUAUCGCCGAACAACUCGCCGAGUGA
Molecule: messenger RNA, 2652 nt
Organism: Parnassius mnemosyne (clouded apollo)
Lineage: Eukaryota; Metazoa; Arthropoda; Insecta; Lepidoptera; Papilionidae
Source: the annotation of a GenBank genome assembly